Messenger RNA from Cherax quadricarinatus, 1345 nucleotides. The record is from RefSeq and is a predicted model, not a curated record. NCBI's taxonomy places the organism in Eukaryota, Metazoa, Arthropoda, Malacostraca, Decapoda, Parastacidae.
CAGGGGCGUGGUGCGUGAUGACGUCCGUGUUCACUGUAAGGUCGUCCGUGUCAGUGGUGAGGGUAUACGUGGCUACCUGCUGGCUAGUGUGUGUAGUGGGAGGAUUCGCACCUAGUAUCGACAUUCCGGACACCACCACUGAACCACCACCUACCACACCAGACCCUGCCACUCUACCAUACUUCCUCCACCACCUCAACUCCACCAACGUCACCAUCAGCAGGGGCAAAACUGCCACACUAGACUGCCAGGUCUUCAGACUCAGGGACAGGACGGUGUCGUGGGUUAGACGUCAAGGUGACACAAUACACCUGCUGACUGUCGGCUCCACCACCUACCACAGCAACGACAGGUACCAGCUGGAGUUUGUGGAGCCCAACAAUUGGCAGCUGGUGAUCCACGCAGCUGAGGAGACGGAUCAAGGCGCCUAUGAGUGCCAGGUAUCCUCACAUCCUCCCAAGAUUCGCCGGGUCUUCCUUGCUGUUUAUGUACCUCGCCUGGAGAUCUUCGACGGUAGGGGCGAGGCCAUCCUGGAGAAGUUCUACGAGGUGGGUUCUGGCAUAGACUUACGUUGUGACGCUUACCACGUGCCCAGGGACGCCAUCGUGUGGUCACGGGCCGGUGCCAAGGUCUACCACACUCCAGAUGCCGGUGUCAGGUUGGAAAAAGAUCUUGGGCGAACAGGACCCUUAUCUGUGGCUAAUAUCAAGGCAGCUGCCACCAGCGACUCGGGAAACUACAGCUGUAGUGCCCAGGAUGCACACACUGCCACCGUCCGUAUCCAGGUCCUUGACGGAGAGAGUUCUGCAGCGAUGCAACAUUCAACAAACACUUCGUGCGCCCCCACCACUAUCUUCAGCACCACUAUCCACACCCUAGCAGUCCUAGCAACACUGACAGCUGUCCUAGCCUCCUGGUGCUAGCUUACAGCUUUCUUAGCCACAGUGGCUAGGACAUUGAGCCUUGUGUACGUGUGUGUGUUGGGGGAUUUGUUGCGUGUAAGUUCAGAACUUUACGAUGCUAAGCAUCAUGGGAACCUGGGUUCUAGUUCAGGGUCUUCUGGGUUUUAAAAGGUCAAGGUGUAGGAUGUGGGAUUUUUAAGUUCAAGGUUAAAGGCUCCGGUGACUGGAUGGUGGGUACUGGAGCCUACGUGGGAACGACGCCUGUGAACGACACGUGUGAACGACACCUGUGAACUACACCUGGGAACGACACCUGGGUACGACACGUGGGAACGAUACCUAGGAACGACACCUGGGAACGACACCUGGGAACGACACCUGGGAACGACACCUGGGUACGACACGUGUGAGCGACACCUGUGAACUACACCUGGGAAAGACAC